Molecule: messenger RNA, 7921 nt
Organism: Onychostoma macrolepis
Lineage: Eukaryota; Metazoa; Chordata; Actinopteri; Cypriniformes; Cyprinidae
Exons: 7
Coding region: 303-3671 (1122 amino acids)
Biological process (GO): negative regulation of DNA-templated transcription
Source: RefSeq, a predicted model, not a curated record
CUGUAAGUUCCUACAUCCUGGUAUUUUUUACCGUUGUCAAGGCACCGAUAGAAAGAAAGGCUGCAACGGAAAGCGACUGCAGUGUCCUGAGACUGAGCUUAAAGAAAGUUAGAUGCAUUUUCCAGGUCAACUACUCUGGGUUUUUCAGAAAAAUGGACAGUUUGAAUCAAGCACUGCAUACAAAAUCAAUCUAAACCGAAAGACCUUGAGAGACUGCUUCACAUAAAUUAAAGAUGUGACCCCACAGAUACCCUGUUUAGAGGCUGACAUUAGUAUAAUGAUGGUGUAACCAAACAGCAGCCAUGUCUAGCAAAACUUCAUCUAAACGUCGUUAUCAACCAGCAGCAGAGUUUGAUGAAGCCACUAUUGCCCGCAAAAGGGAAUAUUGGAGGAGCAAGAAAAGAGAGCAGAGGGCGAGAAAGUCAUCUACAAAAAAGAAGAUUGGAAAUGAAAAUCUGGGGUUGCGCAUGUCUGUUGUUAGUGAAGCCAAUAAUGAUCCCCCUCUACAUAAUCAUAAUGUUUUAUUCAAACAGGAAGUUGCUGAUGCUCCUAAAAACUCCUUCAGCUCAGGUCUGUCAGUAUCUGAGAGUAAUAUUACUAUGGUGCCGUCACUGCCAUGCCAAAAAGCGAGAUGGUUUCAAAGGACCAAGCUCAACCAUGCCUUACCUCAGUACCCAGAAACAAGCACAAAUUCCCUGAAGGGUGUAAUGGGCAAUAAAAAAAUAAAGCCCUCAGAUACAGGGUCAUCAAAAACAAAUGCUUCAACGGUUGAAUCUCUCUUCCCUACAGUCCAUUCGGUACCUACAACAUGCAUCGAGUUGCAUCCAAACAGUACUCAUACUCAAAAAACGAAAUCAGGAAUGUCAUCCCCAAAUGGCAAGCAAUUAACAACAUCUCUGCAAAGCCAUGUAUCCAUGGUUUUACCAGUGCACAGAAACCAGAAUAAGCCUCAGAACUCACUUAGACCCUUGACCUCUGCAGAAUGUAAGGCUCAUGAAAACCAGAGUCCUAUCACUAAGAGAAGAACAUGUGCCUUUGCUCCAGAGCACAACACGGGAGUAGCUAUGACUGAAGAAGAGAUGGUUGCGAAGCGUAGAGAGAACUGGCGUAUCAAAAAGCGGGAACAAAGAGCAAAGCAUGCUGCAAAGCUGGCCCGGGAUCGAGAAGGGAGUCUUAGACAAGGACAACCUUUAUCUGUUGGUAUCAUGCAUGCUUCGUCUCUUACUAACAGUAAGGCCUUGAGAGGAAUCAGCCUCAACUCAAAUCUUGUAUCCCUCAAUCAGCAGUCACUGGGAGCAAAAUUUUACGGUUCUCGGACAACACAACUACAUGUUCAGAGUACUAAACCAAAACAUGCAUCCUUAAACUCUGGUAUUUUGCAGCCAUCCUCAAGUAAAUCCAAAUCCAAAGUACAGAAAUUUACACAUACUCAAAAGAGACGUCAAAACCAAAUGAGGAAAUCCAUCCUUGGUGCUUCCAAAGUUGAGUCUCCUGAGGAUCGCCAUGCCAGGCAGAAAGAGUACUGGAGAAUUAAGAAGCGUGAGCAGAGAGCAAGACUGUCUAUGGCGUUAAAAGCGCGAGUAAAGGAACAGGAUGUACUAAAGCAUCGUGGGAGAUGCUACAACACCAGUUUCAACCAGGCGUGUGGAGUUCAAGCGAGUAAAGCAAGUGCAUUUGCAGUUUCCUCGGAUACCAUUGUUGGUUUUAUCAAAGAUGGCACAGUGACAGUCUCCAUUUUGAAGACAUCUCCUGAGGCUUCCCUACCUGCAAGUCAAGACAUUUCCAAUGUAAAAUGCAUUGAAAAGGUAAAACUCCAGGUUCAAGUAAAUUCUCCCCUAUAUUCAGAUGCUUCACCAGUCACAAAGCUAGAUUCUGCUCCAUGCAACGUUUCCAGUAACUGUACUAAUGCUCACCAAAACUCUCUAGUAAAAUCUAGGUUAACCAGAGGCACAGUUAUGGGCAAUAUGACAGUUACCAUCGAGUCUGAAACCCCAACAGAAGAAGAAAGGGUCGCCCGUUUGAGGGAGUACUGGAGGAUAAAGAAACGAGAGCAAAGGGCUAGUCGAGCUGCCCGACUUGGGAAUGGUUUGCUUAGGUCGAAGGUUUUAGUGUUAAAGCAGAGAGAGAAAAACAAGAAGUCAAACCAAAGGCAGAGUAUUACUUCAUCUAUCACCACAACAGUUUGUCACUCCUCAACCAGUGCCCCAACCCCUAUAAAAGAAGAACACGUCUAUCCCACAAUACAAGCUGUAUUUUCCAUCCCAGAAAUUACUCCCUGCAUCAGUGUUAAUAGCAGCAAACCUUCACCCUGUGCAUCCUUAGAAUCACACAUUGAGCCUCCAACAGCUGUGGACCAUCAUGCCACCACUCUUCAGGCUGUUGCCUCCAUGAAAAAGCUCCUGGAGGAAUCGGUUUACACACCAGAAGAAAAUAAUGCCAACAAAAUGCAUGUUAAGUGUGAAAAUGAACCUCUUCUGUUGACUAAAGAUGACAUUUUUACAUCUGAAGAUGCAAAGCCAAGUCUUACCUUACAACAAAGCGUCUUAUUACAGUGUGACCUCUCAAAAGACACAAGCCUUAAAGAUAUCAAGCUGAGUCCUCAAGCAUCAACUUUUGAAAACACCAGUCAUUUUAUGACUCAUAACGUCUGUCAAGAGGCUACAGAUGGAAGUCAUGCCAUUUCUCCAGUGGCUCUGCAACUUCAGAAGUUCAGUGAUGAUGGAGCAGAUCCCAAGCAGGCCUGCCCUUCACAGGCCUUGCAAAAGCAGCAGCUUGGUGAAAGUGAUGAGCUUCAAAGAAAGAGAGAGUAUUGGCGGUUAAAGAAGAGACAACAGCGGGCUAGAAAAGCCAACAAAGAUGCAACCAAACAUGCAGUUCUUCGCAAUCUGGCACAGAUUCCUCAGAAGAAAACACAAAGCACAACUCUCAUGCAAGCCAUGUCCCAGGACACUUCCACAUGCAGACAGAUCCCCAUUCAGAAAAAAACAAGCAGGUGCACCAAGCAUUCAGGUCCGCAGACACAACCUACAGAUAAAUCAAGAUCUAAUAGAAGCCAAAUAGUGGCAACGCCAAAUCCACAAGAAGAUCCAGAGGAGGUUAUUCGUAGAAGACGCAUGCAGUGGAGGAUCAAGAAACAGGAGCAGAGAGCUAGAAAGGCAGCAUGUGAGAGAAGGCUAUGCCAGAUGAUGGUCCCUCCACAAGGCCAGGAUUUACAAAGUCAUAACUCCACCAGUCUCUGCACAGCAGUAGUUCAGAAUGUAACAUUAGAAGACCAACUUGGCUACUUUGCUGAACCAUGUCAACCUGUGCUCAAUGAGGAGUCACCAAAUGAUGCAAUGGAUAGACCUUUAUCACAGGCAGAGUGGAGAAAUGUCUACCUCAUGGACUUUGAUCCUGUCAACCCGUUGUUGGUGUGUAUGGUUUGUGGGGAGCAGCAGUACUCUGUGAGUGUGGAAGGGGUGAAGGCUCACAUUGAGGAGGUGCAUCCUGAUACACUAUCAUUGGGAGACCUUGAACGUCAAGGCAUUCUUGAUGCCUGGGAUAAACAGGUGGCUGUUCGAGAGCACUUCAUCACCCACCAGCUUCAACAGCAAUGCAGAGCUUCUACAGAAUGGAAUUUAACCUGCCCGGUCAAAAUUGAAGCUAAGGCCGAGGCCGAAGACUUUGAGUGAACUGAUGGGUGACAGACAAGAGGAAACGCUGAAGCUGAUCUUAUACCAUUUCACUCAUUCAUUUAAUCAUUUAUAUCCUUUAUAACAAUCUGAGCCAAAGAAUGGCUGAUUUAUUUUUAUUUUUUUGAGUCUUCCUUUUGUUAAACAUAGGUAAUUAUAGGAGUACUACACUAAAUUUAUCAUUUGUUUCCCACUGAAGUCGAGUCAAAUCACCUUUAUUUACAGUGCUGUGAAAAGGUUUUUGCCCCCUUCCUGUUUAAGUUUUUUGCAUAUUUGUCACACUUAAAAGAUUCAGAUCAUCAAACAAGUAAAUACAAAAUGCAGUUUUUAAAAUGAUGAUUUCAUUUAUUAAGGGAAAAAAGCUGGCCAAACCUACCUGGCCUUACUUGAAAAAUUAAUUGCCCCCUCCUGUUAAAUCAUGAAAGAACUGUGAUUAACCACAUUAUUUUAGAAAGCUGAGUUAAAUUUCACUAGCCAAACCCAGGCCUGAUUACUGCCAGACCUGUUGAAUCAGGAAAUCACUUAAAUAGAACCUGUCUGACAAAGUGAAGCAUGCUUAAAGAGCAACACAUCAUUCCGCGAUCUUAAGAAAUUCAGGAACAGAUGAGAAACAAAACAGUUGACAUGUAUCAGUCUGGAAAGGGUUAUAAAGCCAUCUCUAAGGCUUUGGGACUCCAGUGAACCAUGGUCAGAGCCAUUAUCCACAAAUGGAGAAAACUUGUAACAGUGGUGAACCUUCCCAGGAGUGGCUGGCCUACCAAAAUUACUCCAAGAGCACAAUGACGACUCAUCCAGGAGGUCAUAAAAGGCAAAAGCCAUUGCUGACCAAAAAGAACACAAAGGCUCGUCUCACAUUUGCCAAAAAAUAUCUUGAUUAUCCCCAAGACUUUUGGACAAAUAUUCUGUGGACUGAUGAGACAAAAGUUGAACUUUUUGGAAGGUGUGUGUCCCGUUACAUCUGGCGUAAAACCAACACAGCAUUUCAUAAAAAGAACAUCAUACCAACAGUCAAACAUGGUGGUGGUAGCAUGAUGGUCUGGGGCUGCUUUGUAGCUUCAGGACCUGGAUGACUUGCCAUAAUUGAUGGAACCAUGAAUUCUGCACUCUAUCAGAAAAUCCUGAAGGAGAAUGUUCGGCUGUCAGUUUGUGACCUCAAGCUCAAGCGCACUUGGGUUAUGCAGCAGGACAAUGAUCCCAAACACACCAGCAAGUCCACCUCUGAAUGGCUGAAGAAAAACAAAAUGAGGUUUAGGGGGCAAUUAGUUUUUCACAUAGGGCCAGGCAGGUUUGGAAAUAAAUGAAAUAAUUAUUUCAAAACUGCUUUUUGUAUUUACUCGGGUUAUCUUUGUGUAAUAUAAAGAUGACCUUAAUGUGUAUCAGUCACUCCUCUCUUCCUUCUCUGCUAAUGUCUCCACUGCUAAAAGGACAUACUAUCAUAACAAAAUUAACAAUUUGUCUAACUCUCGCAUGCUCUUUAAAACAUUUUCCUUGCUUCUUUGUCCUCCUCCUCCUCCCCCUCCUUCAUCAACUCUAACAGCUGACAACUUUGCCACGUUCUUCAUUAAUAAAAUUAAAACCAUCAGUGCACAAUUUUCCACACCACAAUCUGUCAAGCACAUCUUACCAGCAAACAUACACUCAUUCACAUCCUUCUCUUCACUCUCUGAGGCAGAAGUCUCCAAACUCAUCCUUUCUAAACAUCCUACUGCUUGUCCGAUUGAUCCUAUUCCAUCUCAUCUCCUUCAAGCCAUUUCUCCUACAGUUGCACUCACAUCAUUAACACAUCCCUUCACACUGGUGUUUUUCCAUCAGCAUUUAGACAAACCCACCCUUAACCCAUCUCUUUUUAGAGAACUACUACUUUCCCUUCUACAUUUCAUUGCUAAAACACUUGAACAAGCUGUGUUCAACCAAGUGUCUGCCUUUCUCACACAGAACAACCUCCUCGACAGCAACCAGUCUGGUUUCAGAAGUGGACAUUCAACCAAAACUGCCUUGUUCUCAGUUGUUAAAGCCCUAAGACUUGCAAGAGCGGAUUCCAAAUCUUCAAUACUUAUCUUGCUGGAUCUGUCCGCUGCUUUUGACAUGGUUAACCACCAGAUCCUCCUGUCAGCCCUAUUGGUAAAAGGCAUUUCAGGAACCGCACUCCAGUGAUUUGAGUCUUACCUCUCAGAUAGGUCCUUCAAGGUAUCUUGGAGAGGUGAGGUUUCCAAGUCGCAACAUCUAACUACUGGAGUGCCUCAGGGCUCAGUUCUUGGACCACUUCUCUUCUCUGUCUACAUGGAAUCACUGGGUUCUGUCAUUCAGAAACAUGGCUUUUCAUAUCACUGCUAUGCUGAUGACUCUCAACUCUACCUCUCAUUCCAUCCUGAUGAUCCGACGAUAGCUGCUCGCAUCUCAGCUUGUCUAACAGACAUUUCUUGCUGGAUGAAGGACAAUCACCUUAAACUCAACCUUGCCAAGACAGAACUGCUUGUGGUUCUAUCAAACCCAUCGUUUCAUCACAAUUUCACCAUCCAGUUAGGCACAUCAACCAUAACUCCUUCUUCAAAAACAGUCAGAAACCUUGGAGUUAUGAUUGAUGAUCAGCUGACUUUCUCAGACCACAUUGCUAAAACUGCCCGGUCCUGCAGGUUUGCUUUAUUCAACAUCAAGAAGAUCAGGCCCUUUCUUUCAGGAACAUGCUUCACAACUCUUUGUUCAAGCUCUUGUUCUGUCUAGGCUGGACUAUUACAAUGCUCUCUUGGCAUGUCUUCCAGCCAGUUCUAUCAAACCUUUACAAUUAAUCCAGAAUGCGGCAGCAAGAUUAAUUUUUAAUGAGCCAAAAAGAAUGGACGUCACACCUCUGUUUAUCAAUUUGCACUAGCUACCAAUAGCUGCUCGCAUAAAAUUCAAGGCAUUAAUGUUUGCCUACAAAACCACCACUGGCUCUUCACCCCUUUACCUAAAUUCAUUACUUCAGACUUAUGUGCCCUCUAGAAGCUUAUGUUCUGCAAAUGAACAUCACUUUAUUGUGCCAUCCCAAAGAGGCACAAAAUCACUUUCACGGACUUUUAAAUUAAAUGUUCCCCCCUGGUGGAAUGACCUGCCCAACUCAAUCCGAGAAGCUGAGUCCUUAGCCAUCUUCAAGAAUCGGCUAAAAACACAUCUCUUCCAUCUUUAUUUGCCCUCUAACUAAUUAUAUACUAGCACUCUCUAUUCUAAUUAUAUUCUUUAAAAAAUACUAACACUAGCUUUUGUAAUCUUUUUGUAUUACAUCUAUUUGUUGUCUUUUUAUUUAUUAUACAAUUAACAUAAGCAAAAAAGUCUUCAAACACUAGCUUGCUCUGUUCUUUUUCUAUUCAUCUGUUAUAUAAUUAAAAAAAAAAAAACCUUGCUAUGUGUACUGCGUUAAGCUAACUGUAACUUGUUAUAGCACUUGCAUAUCAUUGCUCUUUUGUGGAUUUUGAUUGCUUCCGUUGUCCUCAUUUGUAAGUCGCUUUGGAUGAAAGCAUCUGCUAAACGACUAAAUGUAAAUGUGUUGGAUGAUCUGAAUCAUUCAAGUGUGACAAAUAGGCAAAAACAUAAAAUAAAAAUAAAAAACAGGAAGGGGGCAAAAACUUUUUCACACAGCGCUUUAUACAAUACUGAUUGUGUCAAAGAAGCUCUACAGUGUCAAACGGGACACAAUAAUCAUAGUUUGUCAAUAAUGCAAGAAGACAAUAACCGAUUCAUUUUUCAGUUAAAGUCAAUUCAUUGAUGAUUCAGUGAUGUCAUCAUCCAGUUCAGCUCUCUUCCAAUAGUGUCUGUGCAAUCAGUCCCAGAGGCAACAGUGGAAAGGAACCAAAACUCAAUCGGUGACAGAAGUGGAGAAACCAGGCUCAAUCGUGGGCCCUCUGGACAGAAGAAAACUUGAACUUGAAAUUUUUUCUCAUGUAUUAAGGAUUUAAGAUUCUGUUUUCUUACAUUUUCUUUGUAAGUUCCAACAGUCAUGUAAGAGAUCAAUAUCAAAAUGUUGAUUUACCCUUUUCUCACUACUGAGCCUCAUUAACUGUACUUUUAAAUUCUGGUAAUACUCCAAACCAUGUAAAUCAGGCUACAAAAUAAGAUCCGGCUGUAAAAACGUCCUCGCACAACCAAACAACUGGCAUUAUUCAUGUAUUCUGUAAUCUGAAGAACUGCAUUUUGAGCUUGUAUUUUCAUUAUUUAUUUCUGUACAGUUUAUGCACUUUUCAAAACAUUUUUCAAUAAAAUUUCUUUUUGUAAUUGUU